Molecule: messenger RNA, 2954 nt
Organism: Lactuca virosa
Lineage: Eukaryota; Viridiplantae; Streptophyta; Magnoliopsida; Asterales; Asteraceae
Source: the annotation of a GenBank genome assembly
AUUUUCACCCAAAGGGUGUAUGAACAAGCAUGCAUCCCUCUAAAUAUCUCUCUCCUCUCUAGCUUCAAUCCCCUUUCUAUCUACACACAAACCCUUACAAAAUUAUAAUUCAGAAUCGAAUCUAAAAUCCCAAAUACCAAAAAUAGUAUUUCGUGUUCAUCGAUUCUUCCAUAGAAAUCGGUGUUUUUGGCCUUUAAUCGAAAAUUUUAGGGCUUUCGCUGUGAAUACAGCUGUAAAACAAAUCUCUCCGAAAGAUUUGCUAUUUCUAUUCUUAAAUUUGUAAUUAUUUUCUGUUACAAUGGCAAACGGAACAGACGGUGAAGAAUACGUGUUUUUAUCAUCGAUUCGUCCUGGUUUGAAACGCGAAUUUGCAUUCGCUAUGAAAUCUCAGUCGGAAAAUUAUGGAUUCUGUGGUCGGACGCGCGCUCGGAGGCCGCAGAUGUCGCCGGAGCCUUCACCUAUCAAUAAGAAAUCAAAAACUGCCGAUCUAGGUAAAGGAAAAGAGGAGAAAAUCGAGGUUUGUUCAGAGAAAUUAGUGACCGAAACGAUUUCGAAUACGGAUGAGGAAGAAUCGAAAAGUGACGUUGUUGAUCCCGGUCGAGCGGUUAUUGAACCAAUGAACGAAGUAAAAUCAGAGCCAAUGGAUGACUCAGUAAAGUCGACGAGAAUUAGUUCUGAUUUGAAACCGGGGAAGUCAGUCGGCAACGAGGAUGAUAAAAUUGCAGAGAAGGAUGGGAAUGUGAUUAGUUCCAUUGUUACUCCAUCAAAUGGCAACAAUGACAAAAAGUUAGAAAUAAAAAUGUCAAAGAAGAUUGUGCUGAAGAGAUUUCCAACAAAGCUGAAGGAGCUUCUUGAAACCGGUUUGCUCGAAGGAUUACCAGUUAGGUAUGUUCGUGGCGCAAAGGUGAGAGGGAAUUCAGAAAAAGGUCUUCCAGGUGUAAUCAACGGAGCUGGAAUUUUGUGUUUCUGUGAAUCAUGCGGUGGAAAGGAAGUUGUCACUCCUAAUCAGUUUGAGUUGCAUGCUGGAAGUGCAAAUAAGCGGCCACCAGAGUACAUUUACUUGGGUAAUGGCAACACCCUAAGGGAGGUGCUGAACACUUGUAAAACUGCUCCAUUGGAAGGAUUGGAAGAAACCAUUCUAAAGGCAAUAGGUUGUUCAUCUGAAGAGAAACCUACAUUUUGUCUAAAUUGCAAAGGGUCCAUACCUGAAUCAGGCAGUGGUAAAACAAUGCUUUUGUGUGAUUCCUGCAUGGAUUUGAAAGAGUCUCAACCUCCUCCCCUGAUCCAGACCCAAUGUAGCCCUAAGCUACCUAAUAAUAGUAGAGACAGGUCAGCAUCUCCAGUAUCUGCCCCACAUUCUACUGCCCGAGUAGCCAUCACUAGUACUGGAAGAAGCAAGGGCCAGGGAAGGCUAACAAGAAAAGAUUUGCGAAUGCACAAACUGGUAUUUGAGGAAGAUGUGUUACCCGAUGGAACAGCCUUAUCUUAUUUUGCUCGUGGGGAGAAACUAUUGGAGGGUUAUAAAAAAGGGGCUGGAAUCUUUUGCUAUUGCUGUAACACUGAGGUCAGCCCCUCACAGUUUGAAGCUCACGCUGGUUGGGCUUCACGUCGCAAACCUUACUUACACAUAUACACAUCAAACGGAAUCUCUCUCCACGAACUCUCAAUCAAACUCUCAAAACACAGAAAAUUCUCAGCAGAUGACAACGAUGACCUCUGCUCCAUCUGUGCAGAUGGAGGCGAACUUUUAUGCUGUGAUAAUUGCCCAAGAGCCUUUCACACUGAGUGCAUCUCGGAGGCUGUUCCAAAUGGUACAUGGUACUGCAAAUACUGCCAAAACAUGUUCCAAAAGGAAAAGUUUGUUGAAAGAAAUGAAAAUGCAGUUGCUGCUGGAAGAAUCUCAGCCAUUGAUUCAAUUGAAGAAAUAAAACGUUGCAUUCGUGUUGUUGAAAAUUUUGAGCCUGGGGAACCCGGUGUUCCUGCUAAAAAAGGAGCUCCUGCUUGUGUUUUAUGCAGGGCACAUGAUUUUAGCAAGACUGGCUUCGGCCCUAGAACUGUCAUCAUAUGUGAUCAGUGUGAGAAAGAGUACCAUGUUGGGUGCUUGAAGGAUCAUAAGAUGGACAACCUUAAAGCAUUGCCAAAAGGAGAAUGGUUUUGUUGUUCCAAUUGCAAUGAGAUUCAUGCAUCUUUGGAGAGCCUAGUGGCUGGUGGUCAAAAGAUGCUUCCGGAAGCUUCCAUGGGUGCUAUAAAAAAGAAGCAAGCCGAACAAGGCCUAGAACCCAGUGCUGACCUGGACAUCAGAUGGAGGCUUUUAUGUGGCAAAAUGGGUUCUGAUGACACAAGAGUUUUGCUAUCCAAAGCAGUCGCCAUUUUCCAUGAUCGGUUUGAUCCAAUUGCUGAUUCCACCACCAGCCGUCUCGAUUUGAUUCCCCACAUGGUUUAUGGAAGAAGCUUAAAACAACAGGAUUAUGGAGGGAUGUACUGUGCUAUAUUGACAGUCAACUCAACGGUGGUAUCUGCUGGCAUUUUUCGUAUAUUUGGGGAGGAAGUAGCCGAAUUACCUUUAGUGGCAACAAGUAGCGAAUGUCAAGGAUUGGGUUAUUUUCAAGCUCUGUUUUCUUGCAUUGAACAACUUUUAGCUUCACUAAAUGUGAAAAUUCUAGCACUUCCUGCCGCUGAUGAGGCUGAAUCCAUAUGGAUUAAUAAGUUCGGGUUUCAGAAAAUGCCUGAUUCAGAGUUGAAGCAGUAUAGAAGGAAGUAUCAGCUGAUGGUGUUUCAAGGAACCUCGAUGCUUUACAAACCUGUUCAGAAGGAAUGAACAUGUGGCAGUUGUUGGUUGGUGGAUAGAUAGUGAAGUUUUUUGGGGUGAUAUUAUUGUUAUUAUUAUAUGGAAAAUUAUAGUGGUAGCAAAUAUUAUUAUUCCCUUAUAUUGGUACAGAAGAUGGUGGUGGUGU